Molecule: messenger RNA, 2258 nt
Organism: Centropristis striata (black sea bass)
Lineage: Eukaryota; Metazoa; Chordata; Actinopteri; Perciformes; Serranidae
Gene: dok3
Product: docking protein 3
Exons: 5
Coding region: 238-1737 (499 amino acids)
Biological process (GO): cell surface receptor protein tyrosine kinase signaling pathway; positive regulation of MAPK cascade
Cellular component (GO): cytoplasm
Source: RefSeq, a predicted model, not a curated record
AACACAACUUGUGUGCUCCUGCUUUUGCAACACCUACGUUGCAGAUCAGUGAUAUCUUUACUUCAAACCCUGUGAGACUGUCACAUAUAAACAACACGAUGACAGCUGCUGGUGACGUAAAGGAAACUGUUAUUUUAGUGCCGUCUAAUACCUAAUUUUAACCACCGUGGUUUGUUAUAUGUUGACCAUAGAGCAUCAAGAACUAGACUAGAAGAUUUACAGACAAAACUUACAAGCAUGGAUGUCAUCUUCAAGGAAGGGAAGCUGUACCUUCAGGGGGUCAAGUUUGGAAAGAGAACAUGGCGAAAAAUAUGGAUGGUGCUUUUUAAACCCAGCUCCACGGGGGUCGGGAGAUUGGAGCUCUCUACUGUAUGUGACAACAAUGCUGCUACUGACCAGAGGAAGAUCGGUUGGAAUAAAGCACCUGAAAGAAAAGUGGUGCGUCUAAGCGACUGCCUCAGUGUCCUCCCUGCACCUAAAGAGUCUUGCCCCUCUGGAUGCACCGCCUUCUGCUUAAACACCACUCAGUGCACCUACACGCUGGCCUCCAAGACAAGCCAGGACUGGCUAAAUGCCCUCUGUCUUCUGGCCUUUCAGAAGGAUCCCAGGGAAUCAGACAAAGGGACUUUCGAGAAAGGAAAUAGCUUGACCAUGGAGGACAAUGACCUUUACUCAUCCUGGAAUACUGAUCUGACUCUUCCUCCAAACCAGUACCAAGUGACUGUCCACAGCACAGAGGCAUCCAGGAGGUGCAAGCUGGCUGGGGAGUAUCUGGUCUCCCCAGAAGAAGAGGCUGUCAUACUGCUGGCCAUCAAUACUGGUCACAUAUUCUAUCGUUGGCCAUACAGACUCUUACGCAAAUUUGGACAGGUUGAGGGUGGAUUCAGCAUUGAAGCUGGCCGUCGCUGUGAGUCAGGAGAAGGCGUCUUCAUCUUCCUGUCCAGGCAUGGGCCCAAGAUCUUCCAGGCUAUUUUAAAGCAGUGCUCUGCAGAGGGGAGGCCUGAUGUCCAGCCAUUUAAAUCCCAUAGAAGAUCCCUAUCCGACCAGUCUCCUAUUAUCCUCCCAACUACAACCGACCAGUCCGCUGGUCGCCAUGUCCACAGUUCUGCAGAUGUUUCUGCUGACAGAGAUGACGAGUCUGCUAACCACUACUCUACUAUUAAUGACACCACUGUACUAAAUCUGAAGCGGUUAUCUCUUUGCAAACCUCAUCUCUCUAACAGCAAGGAGGAUGAGAUUGAGCGGUGUCAUUCCCUGGAUAGUGAGGACAUUUAUUGCAACCUAAGGAGAGCCACAGCCGCUGAGAUCAGAUAUAAUGAGUCCACACCUAAGGUGGAUUCAGAGUGCAUUUAUUCAGACCUGAAUAAACACGAUUAUCCCUCAAAACAGCAUCUCCAGCCCUUCCCCUUCCCCCCUCCCUGCCCACCUCUCUUCGAGCUUGCUCCCCCAUGCCCUCCCUGCAUCCUUCCCCAGUCUCUACCCUACGCCGCACCCAAGCCCAGAUACCAGCGCCAGCCCCCUGUGAAUAACUACAUCCAGCCAGUGUACAAUGCACAGGCACAGGCGGUGGGUGACAUGAAGGAGAUGGAGGAGGCCAUCAGCUCCUCUAGCAGUGUUACCCCCUCAGAGGCCCCUGGCAGUUUUAAACACAGGCUGGCAGAAAUCAUUUCUAAGGACCUGGCAAAGUUCCAGCCACCUCUUCCCUCCAGAGAGGGCAGCCCCACAUUUUCUCAGUAGGCUUUUAGUUAACAGAAAGACUUGGAGGAGCAAUUUUAACCAUGAUGGACUAUUAUGAAGCAUAAUUAGUUUCUUAAUUUCUUUGAAAUCCUCUCCACUGGGAACAUUUGGCAUCCGAUUUUGGCUUGCAGAUGUUUGUUUGUUUAUCUGUAGCCUAUUGUAUGAAAAACACAUCUGGAAUACAUUUUAUUCUGUUGAUUGUUUUUGCAUAAAGAGAAUUCAAGUUGUUCUUCACUGCUGGAAUGGCAUAAAGAAGCCACAAUAUAUGUGACAUAAGUGUAAAACUGAAUGAACACUUGACUGCUGGGCUGUUUUAUUAUGGAAAUAGUUUAGAAAAAAAAUAUGUUCCCUUGUUAUAUUAAGUGAGUUAAACAUCUUUGAAAAUAGCUUCUUCUUAUGUUUUUUUCUCUUUAAUUUCCUCUCUCAAAAGACAAUAAGAGGUUUUUGUCAUAAAAAAGGCAGUUUUGCAACUACUGCAUUUUGAAUGCUAGAGAAAAGAAAGAUAGAGAAAUGUUUAAACA